This is a messenger RNA of Drosophila hydei, 3378 nucleotides long. RefSeq names its product biotin--protein ligase (gene Hcs). Lineage: Eukaryota; Metazoa; Arthropoda; Insecta; Diptera; Drosophilidae. The record is from RefSeq and is a predicted model, not a curated record. Gene Ontology annotation, biological process: protein modification process. Gene Ontology annotation, molecular function: biotin--[biotin carboxyl-carrier protein] ligase activity. The transcript has 12 exons. Gene Ontology annotation, cellular component: cytoplasm. Bases 315 to 3335 code for a protein of 1006 amino acids.
AAUGGCGCAUUUCCUUAUCUGCCUUUUUGAUAAGCAUAAAAGCGUCCUCUGGAAUUUGCGUGUGCAGUAAUCAACAAUAAAUGUCAUGGCAUAGCAGAAUGCAAAAACUAUGUCAAACCGUUGCUAAGGAAGCGCGUAAAAGACAUUGCGCUCCAGAAGUGAUAAAAGCAAAUCUAAUUUGCUUACAUUACGAAACCGCAAAUUGAUUUUAUUAAAAGUGGCCCGUGUAUUAGAUUGCAAGUAUCUGUGUCAAUCAGUGAAUGGUAAUACAUUAAAAUUGAACCUUUGUGACCGUUGCCCCCAUUUUGUCCAAGAUGUUAACCCUCUAUUACGUGAGCGCCACUUUGGUGCAGGCUUGGCGUAUUCAAAGAGCUUGCAGCAAAAUUGCUGAGCAGUUAGCGCAGUCGUCUAGCGUUGCGUUCUAUGCACUUCAACCUGGCAACGAUGACGGCUUUGAUCCUACAAUAGCCAGCUCGGAACUGUGCGGUAAUCGAAAUGUGGCUAAGGUAACGGAUAUACUGUGGUUGCAUGGCAACCAGCACGGUUGCUGCCUGCGUCCAUUGCAAUCAGUGCAGAUUACACCAUGGAUUAGCUUUCCUCCAGCCCCUAGCUGGCUUCCGUUCGUCUAUGCCGCUGACUGUGCUACACCUACAGUAACUCCAACCGAAAUCGAACCGCAACCCAGAAUAAGUCUGUCCCCGGACAAGGCGCAGCAUCUACAAUUGCUGAUCGAAGCGAAUAUUGACCUGCAGCAGCGAGAAAUGAACACACAAAACUGUGUACCGGUUCAGUUGGAAAAUUACGGUAAGCUAAUUGCUUGGAAAAUAGAUUCCCACCUGGCGGUGCUCAUCGAGACGGAUAUUGAGCACUUCACAAAACUAUUGAUAAUGACAUUUUUACAAAAUAAUUUAUACAUUAAUGAUCAGUUGCCACUAAUGAGGAUUGAGUCUGUGCAGCGAGAGGGUGAACCACAGCCCUUUGAACUGCUGGCUAAUCAUCUGAAGCGUCAGUCACGCAAGGCUGCUGAAAUCAGUGAGGAGGGGUGGCAAAAGCAUUUGGAGGAUCUGCGCGCGCUUAGUGUAUUGGCCCACCAGGCUACCGAGUUCGAGCAGCAAAAGAAUCGCAGCGAAUUGAAGGCUAGCACUCCUAAGCAGGACCUGUUGCUCCAGCGACAGGCGGAGCAGUCGUCCGUGGCAGUACAGGGCAGCAUUAAGGCAGUGGCCGUUGUGGAGCCCACCACCAAGACACCAUCUCCUGCCAAGCCCACCCAGCUGAAGCAACCGACUCCAGUUGAUCAUCUUCUAAGCAAGAAAAGUGAUUUUGAAAAAGGGACUGCCCCGACGAAGACUGAAAAUCUAUCAACCAAAUCGCGGGAAAUGGAAAAGUCGCCAGAAGUUCAGGAAAAUACAGGUACAAUAGUCGCAAAAGCGUCGACGCCUAGCAAAAGCUUUGUUGCCGUGAAACCAAGUUCGCCGCCGUCCGAAGCGUCAACCUCCGCCCGACCACGUCCCGUUUUGCGCCGUAAUAAGAAUAGUCUGGGCGAAAGUAAGCCGCUUAACGUACUAGUCUACUCGGACAGCGCCAGUGCACGUGAUUCGGCAGUUGUUACACUACGUCAGAUCCUGGAGCCAGAUGUGUAUACCAUUUAUGCGCUAACACCGCAGCAGGCGGGCGAGAAACAUUGGCUGGAGCAGACGGCGCUGCUGGUGGUCUGUGGCUCUGUGGCGCCGUCUAUUGGCCAGAUAUUGGUCGACUACUUUCUGCAUGGUGGUAAGGUCUUGAGUCUCUGCUCGGAUAUCUUGCACUUUAUAUUACCUAACUAUCGUACUGCGGAGGUGCGAGAGCACGAGUUGGUUCAGUUUUCCUACGACAAAUGGCAACGGGUGAAGAUGAUGCAUCACAUUUUUUGCUACCAACCUUCUCCAGUUAAGAAAAACUUUUCCACCGACAGCGAGGAGUCAUCGGUCCAAUCUCAUUCACGUAAAUCAGCUCUAGUAUGUCCAAGGUCCAUGGAUUUGAAGGACUUGACCGGUCAGACACACCAGCUGGAUGUUAAAGUGUUGGGCACUGAGGAGACCUGGAAUACGCCCAGUCUGCUGCUGGCCAACAGCGUGCAAAGCGGCGGCAAAGCCGUCUUUUCUCAGGUUCACCUGGAGACGAGUCCCAACGAGUUUGAGUUUGAUGAAGUCAAGUUUGCAAUCUUGAAGCAAAGCGAACGCACACGCAUCGAGAUCUUUACGGAUCUUUUGCGCAAGUACUUGGAAGUGCAGGUGCGAGGCACCGACUCGCAAGAUCUAGUACCUGCCGUGGUCUUUAAGCAGGCCUAUUUCUUGGGCCGCCAUGAGUCCAAGUUUGAGCUCCUCGAGAAGUUACGUCCACGUUGCAGCGGCCAUGACAAUGUCAUCGUUAUGCCCAAGUUAACUAUUAAGUUCUGUGGCAAAGACGACAAGGCGCCGGCCGCAAACUCAAAUGUGUUGCCCAUUCUUAUACAUUCCUGUCCAGAUGAUUUCUCCACUGUUGAUUACUUUGAUAAUUUGAAAACGGAGCAUAUUGGACGCUUGGUCAUCUAUGCGCCAGUCUUGAGCAGCUCAAUGCAUGUGGUCAACGAUCUAGAGCUAAUGCACGGCAUCGCAGUGCUGCCAGUUCAACAGACAGAUGGCAUCGGUCGCAGCGGUAAUCAGUGGCUGAGUCCUUUGGGCUGCGCAAUGUUCUCUACGCAGCUGCACAUCGACAUGGACUCGCCGUUGGGCACACGCCUGCCCUUGUUACAGCAUGUGAUCGGCGCUGCUGUUGUCAAUACUCUUCGCGGUCAUAAACAAUACAGGGUACUCGAUAUAGCUUUAAAAUGGCCAAAUGAUAUUAUUGCUAAUGGAAACAGUAAAAUUGGUGGACUUGUCGUAAAGACCACAUUAUUGGGCUCGCAGGCAAUUGUGAAUAUUGGCUGCGGAAUUAAUUUAAAUAAUUCAAAACCGACGUUGUGUAUUAACGACUUAAUCAAGGAGUAUAAUAUGCGAAUUCCCAACGCCAAAUUACCAUUAUUAAAAUAUGAGAUAUUCAUUGCAAUGAUUUUUAAUGAAAUGGAAAGAAUAUUGGCUGAAGUGCAAAACGAGAAUUUUGAAAGUUUCUACGCCUUGUAUUAUGAUCUUUGGCUGCAUAGUGAUCAAAGCGUGACUAUUUGCCUGCAAAAUGAUCAACAAAAGGACGCAAAAAUUAUUGGCAUUGAUGACAUCGGCUUCUUAAAAGUUAAAUUGGCGAAUAAUACGAUUGAGACUGUUCAACCCGAUGGUAACAGUUUUGAUAUGUUGAAAGGAUUGAUAGUACCUAAAUACUAUUAGACAAUUUACCAAGGGAAUUCAUAUAUAAUACAAGUUAUUUAUU